AUGGAGGAAAUGCGGGAUGGCAUCAAUUAUGCCUGGAAAGGGGCAAUGCGUGGAGCAAAGCGGGGACUGAAGCUUACAAGGAAUGUUUUGCGCAGCAUCCCUGUUGACAAGCUGCGCGUGCCACGCAAGAGCAGUGUGGCGAGUCGUUCCAGUGCGCUGCGGCGCCUUUUUCAGCUGCGGUACGGUGCGCAGAUUGACAACGAGCGCGGUGAGCGUGUCGCGGCGGCAGAAGCGAGCGAGGUUGAGUCGGAGGAGGAGGAGCCCCUCACCGACCAGCAGCUGCAUGAGUACGUUGACAAGAAGUACUUUGAUAAGUCCUACGAAGCGAUGAAAGAUGAAAUCUCACACAUGGAGGUCGUCGACGGCAGUGGCCACGGUGGUGAUGACACGCAGCAGCAGCAGCAGCGGCAGCGACAGGCAACAGAGGCAUCAAUACGUGAACUGCGGCUAAAGUGCGAUAUUGUGAGCGCCACGCUGAAGAAGCGUGUGCUUGCGAACAGCAAGGAGUUUGUCAGUGGCGUGGAGGAGAUACGACUCAUCAACGACCGGCUCUUGGAGACAUCUAGCGACUGCAAGAAGGGCCGCAACAUCAUCCGCAAGGCAAAAAAUGCGGCGGCGGAGCAAAUGAAGAUACUUGCCUAUCACCGUAAACGCGGCAACUGUAAGACGACCCUGGCACUACUCGAGGGGAUGCGACAAAUCUGUUUGAAGCGCAAUGAGCUCAUGACGCUUAUCGAGAGUGGAAAACUUAUAGAGGCUGCGGAACUGCUUCAGCAGCACGCCGACAUUGAGCAUGAGGAUCGCAUUAAGAAGCUGCACUGCAUGACCCGCAUCAUUGAUGACUGGAAGGAGUAUCGUGAUAACAAAGAGGCACUGAAGCGAUGCCAAGACGAAUCACUAACGGAAUGUCUGACAGCAAAAUUUAUUCCCUCGAAGUAUAUCAACGCCUUCGAGGCCUCACUGGCGUUGGGAACCUCCGAGCGUGUCUCGGGCCUCGUCAUCCAGACGUUAUGGCAGUCUGCCGUGUACAUUCUCACCAAGUCCCUAAUAGAAGUCUCUGACAUCAAGAAGGAGGACGCCUCUAUUGCUGAUAUUGCUGCAGCGAUCCAUCCAGAUCAUUUGAUGCUAUGUCUGUGUCAAAUGUCCGCCAAAAUGAUGGACUUUCUGUUUUUGUUUGUCACUGUGCGCAAAAUGCAUAGCGAUUCUAGUCACGCCGAUCACCCUUCCGCCACACUGCACGCCGAUGUUUUGCGGGAGAUCACAAACGUCAGUCAUAAACUUGGACAGGACUUGGUGGAAAAAAUUUCCCUUGUUCUGGACAAGAUUCAACUAGACUCGGUGGAUGUGGAGCGGGUGCUGCACGUAUUUUUUGUGGUCAGCAUGCUAAUCGAGGCGAUUUCUGUGCUAGGCCUCGAGAAGCCUGCACAAGCCGCCGCUCGGGCGCGCGUGAAAACGGCUUUAGUGCGGUACAUGACACAACAAUUUCAGGAAGUGAGGGCAUGUCAGAUUUUGCGUUUCAUGGCGGAGGAUGCCUGGGUUGUUGGCGAGGUGAGCGCGUUGGAGCUGCAGGUUGCGAGGCCGCCACACCCCGAGACCUACCGGCGUGCGGUAAGAGAGGUAAAGGGGUAUCUUACGGAGGCCUCUAUUGAAACCCCCUGCAGUCACGAGAAUCCAUUUUACGCUGCACACCUGCUGACACUUCAGGACACCUCGCGUAUGGUGCAGACGGAGUCUCUUCGCGAGGAAAUGGCUCGCCACGGGGUAGGGGGAAUACCUUCCGUGUUAACAGCCUCAGCCGUAGCUGUUGCCAACACCUUAUUGGAGUAUGUGGCGAGGAUUGUGGCACGGUUUGCUCCGCUAGCGGCGGAGACACUUGGCUGGGCUGAGGAUCUUGUUAGCUUAUAUGUUUACACGGUUGCCGAUAACUUUGUUUCCAUCUCUCGUGCGGUGCGUCUAGAGAACCAGGGAGACUUCAGCAAGUUGACGCAGGCAACACUUAUUGAAAUGCGUGCGGGGGCAGAGAGAUCGGUGCGGCAGUAUACAUCUGCUGCAGUGGCUGCCACUGCUCCAUCUACGUUUACGGUGGAGGAUGAACCGCAGGGAGAUUUUCCUCCACGUGUCUGGAGCCGCAUUCGGAGCAUUAUCGCAAGCGAUGCGCAUCAAUACGCCCUGGUCAACCGGGCGGUGGCGGGGCAGUCGUGUGUGACGCUCGUUUAUGUCCUGGAGGCGACAACGCAGUCCGUCGCUCCACUGCUUUCGCGAGCGACGGUGGAGCAGCAGCUUCGACGCUGCAGUGAUAUGAAGGCUGCCAGUGAAGAACUGCUGCAUGUGGGUCUGCACCGCUUGUGCCAGGCCAUUUUCCCCAUGGAAAGCGUUACUCAUAGCAUCAGCAAAUUGCGCACGAAAGAAAAGAGGCUGCAGGCAAGUGCGUAUGUGAGUGUGCUUGUGGAGGACAUAGGAUCACUCAACGCGAAACGUCAAGCUAUGCCGACGCCGGAGAUGGAGCAGCUUUUUAUGAAGCGUUUUGUUUUUGCCGUCCAGACAACGUUGCUGCGAGAAUACGCCAAGUUGGCCAAGAAGAAGCUUUCCGAUGUCUUCAUUAUGCAACUUUUAGUGGACGCACAAAGUUUUCAGCAGCAGGUAGUGGCAAAGUUUGGCAAAGCGGUGCUUGUCCUUCCGGAUUUUGUUCCAAGCUUUGUGAAGGCUGGAUUUAUUGAAGAUAGGGAGGAGCGUUUGGAGUGGGUACGAAUGCAUCACACGGUUUACUGCGCUGCAGACAUGGUCCAAUGGUUUUCUACGGGUGAUCGCACCAUGAAACUGCGGAUGGAAGACCUCUUGGAGCAGGUUGGACACCGAGAUGUGAUUCCUGUGUUGCCAUUUCGCUAG
Messenger RNA from Trypanosoma rangeli, 2886 nucleotides. RefSeq lists its product as uncharacterized. Gene Ontology annotation, cellular component: EARP complex. Gene Ontology annotation, biological process: retrograde transport, endosome to Golgi; endocytic recycling. The record is from RefSeq and is a predicted model, not a curated record. NCBI's taxonomy places the organism in Eukaryota, Euglenozoa, Kinetoplastea, Trypanosomatida, Trypanosomatidae. Bases 1 to 2886 code for a protein of 961 amino acids. The transcript has a single exon. Gene Ontology annotation, molecular function: SNARE binding.